Homo sapiens (human) is the source of this 7226-nucleotide messenger RNA. RefSeq names its product cuticle collagen 2-like. The coding region runs from base 4233 to 5168 and encodes 311 amino acids. The transcript has 5 exons. The record is from RefSeq and is a predicted model, not a curated record. Lineage: Eukaryota; Metazoa; Chordata; Mammalia; Primates; Hominidae.
CUCUGCGUGCGCCGGAGGCUGCCGUGGCGGGUGGGCCGCCUGACUUCUCCUCCCGGCCAGUUCUCGAGCGCCUCACCGGGCCUCGCCCUGCAGCCUCGCUCUCGCUGGCGCUGCGCGGCCUAGGGGACUGGGCUGCUGGCCUCCGGGUGCGGGGUGGGGGCAGGCUCCGACCUGGGGCGUCCUGGCCGCGCGAGCCGCGGGAUGGGGGCCCGGGCCGCGGAGGAGGCGCCGCUGGUGUGUCCCUUGGUGGAGAGGGCGCUGCCGGCCCUGCGCGGUUUCCAGCCAGGAAGCUUCGGGAAGCCUGGACGUCUGCUCACUGGAGAUGACACGUGCGUGGGGUGUUGGCAUUCUUGUUAUUUAACACGGGAAGGAGGUGACUUCGCCUGUGAUGGACUUCCAGUGUGAGCACUGGCCAGAGUGACCAGGCUGACCAGCACCAGCCCUGAUCCAGAUGCAGAGGCCAGGAUGUGGGCCCAGCCCUGUGCCAGGAGGCUGGCUGGAAUAAAGAGUAACAAACCCCCUUGGAGGACUCUCCUGCCGGGAUGUCCAUGUCCGCCUUUGCUCCGAGCUGGGGUCUCAUGUCUGUGGUGCUGGAAUCCAGAGCCCUGACGGUAGGGGAGUGAUUUUGCAACACAGUUGCAUUUCACAUCUUCUGACAGGAUUCCUUGAGGGAGGGUUGGACCCUGGCACCUGGCCAGCUCCAGGAAGGGUGGCCAGGCCCCUCACUGCCCCAUCAAGAGUACUUGGUGUUGGAGAUCUUCUUCCAGAGCAGAGUCUUGAGGUGGCUGAGCACCAGCGAGUGAUGGGCCUCCACCUGGCUGGCCAGCCCGCUCAGCGUGGUACAGGUGCGCAGCUGUGUGCCCAGCUCCUCGCGGAGGUCGGCGGGCGCGCCAGGCAGCAGGUAGCCCCGUAGCAGUGCGCACACCUUGGCCAGGUUGGGCUGGAUGAGGUCGCCCUUGCACUGCCUCAUGAGCCUGUCACACGGGGCCCUGCAGUCGCGCCCGUAGGUGCAGUCGGUGCUGUGCUCGCAGCGGCGGCCCUGCAGGAAGCGGCGCACGGUGGCCUCGGGUGCCACCUGCUGCAGGUCGGCCAUCUUGAAGUCGUAGGUGGCUGUGUAGCCCACGUUGGCCAGUGUGGUCUCACACAUGUAGAAAGUCCCGUAAGAGCCGUGGAAGAGCUCCUCCACGAACUCCAGCAGGCCGAUGGCGAUCUUGGCCCGCCAAGGCCACGCAGGCCCCAGCCACUGCUGGAGAGCACCCUGCAGGGCAGGCGGCAGCAGUGGGCGCAACAGGGGUGGAAGGGCGGCCGCGUGCCAGGCGCCAUGCGGCACGCCCUCGGUGAGGUAGAGGUCCCCACAGUAGCCCAGCAGUCUGGAGGCGUGCUCCUUCUCCUGCAGGGACAGCAGCAGCAGGAACUCGUUACGCUGCAGCAGGGCCCACACGGACUUGGCUUCCGCCAGGGACACCCGGUUGUCCUUGUUGAAGUCAGCCAUGAGCAGGACCUGGCCAACCAGCGCCGGCAGGGAAGGCAGGUCUCCCAGGUUCGCCUGGCGUUUGGGACCAAAAGAAAGGAAAAGCCAGCUGAUUUGAUGUCUGGGAGCACGACCUGGCCUUUACCUGGUCCUCCUGGCGGGGUGGUCUGCCGGCCAGACCAGCACAUCUGCCAGGUUAGGGGUCCCAGCCCACAGCUACACGGGUGGAGGACGCAGCCAGCAAUGUGUCAGCUCACUCUGCUGGCCUGUGUGGCUGCUGCCAGACAGACCUCCCGCCUCCUGGCAGCCUUGGGUGCACCUGGGGAGCUCGGGGGUGGGCACCUGGGCAGAGAAGCCUCAGAGCUUCCCUGAGGAUGAGAAUCGGCACAGGGCAGAGGGCACGCACUGGCUGAAGCCCUGGGAAGCGGCCCCUUUCCACAAGCCCUGGUCUCCAUUCGGGGCACCUGCCCUGCUGGACACACGGCCCUUGACUGCAGGAGCCUCCCCUCGACCUCAGCUGCCAGCCCACCGGCGCCCCCAACCCUUGCCCCCAGCCCUGGAGAGGCUCCUUCCCUGGCAGGGCUCAUGCCCAGGGGCUGGGGGAUGGGAGGUCUGCCCAGGGUCCACUUGGGCCCAUCUGUGCCUUUGCGCUGGGCAUGUUGGUGCCAGGGCCGCCUGCUGGGCAUAUGACCGUGGUGUGGACUCCUGCCCUGCCCCCUAGGAGAGCUGCCUGACCUUGAGGAAGCUGAGGGUCAUCUCCCGGAAUUCCUUGAUGGAGGUGCCCCGGGUGGGCUUGUCAAACAGUACCAGCUCCCGCCGGGGGGCCGCAUCCGACCGGGCCUUGGAGUCGAGGGUCUCCUCAAUGCCACACUUGAUGGUUACAUCCUUGUCCCGCCAGAGCCCGCUGUACACCUGGACAGGGCCACAGAGGUCCUCCGUGCAGACAUCCCCCUCCCACUGCACGGGCAGUAUCAGCCCCAGGCCCACCCGCCCUGCCAGUGGCUAUACCUGCUGGCCCGGGGCCACCGAGAGGCAGGUCCUCCACUCCACCAUAUGCAGCUCACACAGGUCCUGGCAGACGGAGCCCGAGAUGAUCCCCUUGCGGUACUGGUCACACUGAGGAGACAGGUGCAGGCGUGCCGGGCGGGGCAGCCACACCCCUGCCCCACUGAGCCCCUGCCCACAGGCCCGAAGCUGGCAGGGGCCUCCACUUGCUGCAGUUGGAAAGCUGCCAGCCCCUCACACAGGCAGUGCCGGGGCCCUGGGUCAUGCCAUUGGUGGCUGCAGGAUGGGGCUGUCGGCUGCAGGGGCAGCCCCGCCAACCCUCCGGUCCGGUCCCGUCCCCACCAUCCUGGCUCCUGUAACAGGACGGCACAGCAAAGGCCACUGCCUGGACAUGAGACACACACCACACCCAGUGUCGACCCCACGCCAGGGCCAGAGGCAGGAACCUGGAGGCAGCUCUCCGCCCAGCCGACCCAGCUCUGGACCAUCCAGGCAUUGGCCGGUGAACUAGAAUUCACACUAGUCCCUAAUAUCUACACCACCAGCUGCCACACGCGCGCUCUCUGCCUGACUCUUCAUUCCUGCCUCGGGUGACGCCAGGAGGGAGGAUGCACCCCCUGACUCAUGGCGCCCUCCCUGCCCGGAAUAGUAAGUGAGACAUUUCUGAACUUGUUUCCUAUGAUGGUGCUGACUGGACUGCGUCUUCCAUCUGAAGGGCCAGGAGCUGCCCCACCCAGGCAGGGCUUUCCCUGGGACGCCAGGAAGAACAAAAGGGUGGGCUCUUGGUGCCAGAGCGAUGGAUGGUCAGGCUGGCAGAACCUGGACAGGAGUCAGACACGAGCCAUAGGGCCUCUGUCAGAGAAGCAACCCCCUGGACACAGGGCAAACAGCUGGGUGUCAUCCCGUGAAGGGCACCGCGUCCAGCCCCUCUGCUCCCCGUCAGGGCGGGCUGCCAGCCAUUCUGCACUGGGCACUCAUGGGGGCUCUCACGACAGAUCCUGAUGCCCAGAGCCACACCUGCAUGGCAGCUUCUGGCUGGGUUUCCACUAAUCUCAGGUGUGGGUCUCCUCCUGUCCCAAGGACUUGGCCUCCCUCUUUGGCCCGGCCCAGCCUUCCCCAGGCUGAGGCAGGAGGACAGGCUGCGGCCUCACUGUUUGCCUCAAGUGCAGCCAGGACAGGGCUCACCACCAGAGCUGACAGUCUCAAGGGUACCCCUGGGGUGGAGCCGGCAACGGAGCCCCAGCCUCUACCUCCUCUCCCAGCCCUCCGAGGCCAGUGCCCAGGCUCAAGCGCUCCGUUGUCAGAGCUGUUUGUCAAGGCUGAGAAAACGGACCCCUGGGGCCCCACAAUGACUCCGGGCCUGUCCUUCCCUGUCCCACAGGCCCCCUCCUUAGCCAGACCCCCAGGGAGACUUUGUUAGCAGUAAUUACAUCAGGCCUGGGGCUGGCUGCCGCCCCUCCUCAGCCCCCACCCUAGCUCCAGGGGCCUGGCAGCCCCUCAAUCCCAGCGCCCCACGGGAGGUGAUGGAGGGAUGGAGCUGGCCCGCCCCUCUGGGGGGGGGAGAAUUCCUGGAUGUACAGCCUCAGUUGCCAUGGAGCCUGGCCAAGCAGGCUUGGAGGGAGCUGGGGAAGGGAGCUGCGGAACACCCCGCCCUCCAGGGUUGGGGAGGAGGGAGGGUCCCCGCCCCCCACACACCAAGGAUGGGGACAGAAGUGAGAUGGGCCAACUGGAGGCCGAGGACCCCGCCACGUGAGUCAUGAAGGCAGCGUCUGUCCCGGCAGCAAGAAAACGCCGGCUCUUCGUCAAGACAGAAAAGGAAAAUGAAGGAAAACUGCACACUUGUCCAACCCUCCACCUUGCAGGCAGGCCCUUUGCCACCGGAGUCCACUCCCGUCCCCAGACCAGCCAGCUCCCUGCACCCAGAGCCCCAGACCACACAGCCCCUGCACCCGGAACCCCAGACCAGCCCCCUGCACCCGGAGCCCCAGACCAGCCCCUGCGCCUGGAACCCCAGACCACACAGCCCCCUGAACCCAGAGCCCCAGACCAGCCCCUGCACCCGGAGCCCCAGCCCACACAGCCCCCUGCACCCGGAGCCCCAGACCACACAGCCCCCUGCACUCGGAGCCCCAGAUCACACAGCCCCUGCGCCCGGAGCCCCAGACCAGCCCCUGUGCCCGGAGCCCCAGGACCGCAGGAGGCUGCCCUGCUCCUGGCACACAGUGGUGCUGGGGAAGGAGCCUGUGGGCCACACUGCUGUCUGCCAGGCUGGGGCUGGGGCUGGGGCUCCAGGGUCCCCCAGGGGUGGGGAGAUGGAGCUGCCUCCAUGGUCCUGGGCACCUACCAGCACCUAGCAGAGUGUGGAGAGGCUUCCUCAGAGGCUGAGGCGGGCGUGUGCUUGGCCUCCUCAGGGCCCUUGCCGCACAUCGGUCCCCUCACCGCCCAGCCUGUUCCCCGCCUGCAGCAGGGCUCAGUGGGGACUCACGGUCUAGUUCUUGGCCUCGCGAGGGCCCUGGUGGAAGCUGGGACUGGCCCUGCACUGCUGCUGCCUCGUUGUGUGCGCUGGGCCAGCCUCUGCGCCUCUCUGAGGCGUCCAAUGCCCCCACGAGGCCGGGCAGGGAACCUCCUCUGGGAAGGAGGGGACGUCUCCAUGGCCCCUGGGGUGGCUUCGGGAGAGCUGGGCUUGGCCUGACCUCUGGGAAGGCUCUGAGCAGCCAGGGAAACCCCCACUGGGCAAAGGGCCAGGGCACCCUGGGAAACCGACGCUGCAGCUUCCUCUUGUUUGUGGGGGCACCUCCUCCUGCUUUGCGGCCCGGCACCCAGUAGGUGCUCAGAACCUGCCUGGCCACGUGAAUCCUCUGCUCACCCCCACCCGCCCCCACCCACAACAUCCCGGCCCGGAGGUCCGGCCCCUCCACCUCCUUGGUCCUUCUAGGAGCUCCAGGGGUGCAUCUGAUCGGGGCACAGCCUUCCCCACCCAUGGCCCCAGGACGAGCCCCAUGUGCCACCCUCCGGCCCUGCUGGGCUCAGAGGCCCCCUGGACUUCAAGGGUGAGCAAGGCCUGGUCCAGGGGCCCGGAGGCCUCCCCUGGGCUGGCAUGGGCUCCAAACAAGUCCUGGGCACAGAAGCUCUCCUAGCUCCGGACCCCACACCCCAGUCCUCCACUGCCACAUCUGGGCCUUUCCACAUGUGGCCCCCGUCAGACAUGGCUCUGUGGGACACAGGCCUGCCCAGGCCCACCCGGCUAGCUUCAUCCACCACCCAGUUGCCAGGAGAGGUGCUCUCCCCAUCUGACGGAGGAGACACCGAACCUGGGGUCUCCCUGCACCCAAUCACCCUAUGACAACCCACAGUGGCCGCUGCUACAGGCCAGAUCCUUCUAUGCCCAGGCCUGACCCCAAGGGGAGUGGAGGCAUCGGAACCCUGGUCAUCGGGCAGCCUGGGGUCAAAAUUCAGUGGGGGACCUGCCCAGUUCUGGGCGAGUCUAGGGUUUGCCAGGAAGACAGAGCUGGGAUGACCUCCCCUCUGAGCUAGUCACAGGGUGUGGAGAGGGGCAGGGGGUCACCUUGGUGUGCACUCAUGUGGACACGUUUGCUCCCAGACACACACAUGCUCACAUACGCCAGGGGACUUAGCCCUAUCUCCCUGAGGUGGAGGCUGUGGAGGACCUUGCCCUGCCACCUGCCUCAGGGGACCCCUGGUCCCAGGGGGGCUAGCGAGGCCACUAAGGCCAGCACACGGGGGUCUCUAUCCCGGACCAGUGAGGCCAGCACACGGGGGUCUCUAUCCCGGACCAGUGAGGCCAGCACACAGUGGUCUCUAUCCUGGACCAGUGAGGCCAGCACACGGUGGUCUCUAUCCCAGGCCAGUGAGGCCAGCACACGGGGGUCGCUAUCCUGGACCAGUGAGGCCAGCACACGGGGGUCUCUAUCCCAUCCAGUGAGGACACCACACGGGGGUCUCUAUCCCGGAGCAGUGAGGCCAGCUGCCCACCCCAGGCUUCCUGCUAAACAUCCUCCCUCCCAAAGAUUUCUGGAGUCUGCCCUGCCUUCUGCCCCCAGCCCCCACGUCUCCCCCAUCCUCCUCUGGACCCCCAUCCUCCACACCCAGCCUGAGGCAGCCCCGCACGUCUCCCCCGUCCUCCCCUGGACCCCUGUCCUCCACACCCAGCCUGAGGCAGCUUUGCAGAUUCCACCUAGAAACCCACGUGCCUCGUGGGCCCUGGGUCUGGGGAGGAAGGUGUCUCCAGGGCCUGGUGCCCCAGCAUCUUGGGCAGCAGGGGGCACGGCCCAGUCCCCAGCCCGCACAAGCAACACUUACAAUGACCACCUGGCAGACAUGGCCGCGACAGCGCUCCGAGUAGGACGAGUAGUGCACGUACACCAGCCAGCUGCCUGCAAAGACGCCCAGCCAGGCCAGGAAGAUGCAGCGGACCCUGAGGCCUGGGAGCCGGCCCUGUGGGGGAAGGGGCUGCGUGAGGAGGUGCCCUCGGGGCACCCAGGCUCAGGGUGCUCUCAACCCCACUUCCCACAGGAAGGGCCUCCGGAUCCACCCCAGCCUUCCCCUGCCAUCCCCUUGGCCCCCUGGCACCCCCGUCUUCUAGAAUCACCCCCAGCUCAGCGACACCCACUCCUGGCUCUGCCUCUCCAGGGUCACAUACCAGGGGCUGCAGGGGCCGGAGGUGGGGGCAGGCGCUGCCCAGACUUUUCAGUGUUAUGGGCAGGUACAAAUAAAUGUCAAAACCAGGGGA